Messenger RNA from Coniophora puteana RWD-64-598 SS2, 729 nucleotides. RefSeq lists its product as uncharacterized. The record is from RefSeq and is a predicted model, not a curated record. Lineage: Eukaryota; Fungi; Basidiomycota; Agaricomycetes; Boletales; Coniophoraceae. The transcript is spliced from 4 exons. The coding region runs from base 1 to 729 and encodes 242 amino acids.
AUGCAUAUCCCAAUCCUCAGGCCUCAUCUCGCACGCGAAUACGCGAGCUCACUCACACAUCGCUGGCGAGCUGGCCACACUUAUCGGCCGGUCCUGAUUGCCACUCAAAUUCGGACUGUAUCCUCUGACGAAAGGCGACGAACGUUCAAUAUAGCAGGCACGGCACGGGCCAAAAUCAAGAGCUCGCGGUUCAAAGGGGAAAUGAUUGAGCCGUGGAAGGGUGUCAUUCCCAGCAUCAUACGUCCGCGCCCGUGCUUCACACGAGGCGUUGGGUACGAGGACAGAGUACAUUGGCCAAGAUCUGGCAUAGAUCUAGCGAUCGAAGUUUCGGGGCGCGCGUUAUACGCGCUGCGGAAGAAAACAGGCAGUCCGGUGGCCGUGCUAACCGCUAAUGCAAAUCAAGCCUGGGGACGUCAGAAAACCUUCGGGACAAUAACUGGGGACAGGUACAGGGAAUGGAAACCAAGGGAACGACAGAUCUCAGGUGAUUGUCCGUGGAUUAGGAAGUGUGUGUGUGGCGGAGGGAGGGGCAAAGGGGAGGUCGAGAUGAACGGCAAGAUUGAGAUAAAGUUACCGGUCGGAAAAAGAAGGGGCAGAUUAUGGCAUUCGCGAAGGAGAUGGCGGAUCUGGUCCGGGGAUAUCGAUGCGUUGUGGACAUUGGGAUAUGAAAACGAAGCGGCCGGGAACGGCGGCAUGAUGAGGGGAGAGCGAUCAGCAGUCGACCAGUGA